Drosophila sulfurigaster albostrigata is the source of this 2261-nucleotide messenger RNA. It is a transcript of the gene Smyd4-2, whose product is annotated as SET and MYND domain-containing protein 4. The transcript has 4 exons. Gene Ontology annotation, molecular function: protein binding. The record is from RefSeq and is a predicted model, not a curated record. Bases 202 to 2196 code for a protein of 664 amino acids. Lineage: Eukaryota; Metazoa; Arthropoda; Insecta; Diptera; Drosophilidae.
CAAGCGAUCGGUUGGUUUGGGGUUCUAUUUUUGGAGCCCGCCACAGACUCGACACAGCUGUUUCCAAUAGUUUCGAGGAAAAAUAAAAGAAAACCGAACGAACGUAUACGAGAUUUUUCAUCGUUCCGCUGCAUUUGCAAUCAGAUUGCAUUCUUUUUUACAUAAUUAGCAUUGUGCGUUGUUGUUGGCUGGAUCAAAAUAAUGGAGUACGAUACAAACUAUCAUCAGGUAUGCUCGACGCGCACCGUGCAGUCGGAUAAGAAGGGUUUCUUCAACGAGUUCUAUGUGGAUGUGAAAGACGCGUGUGGCGACAAGUGGCUGCAGAACUAUUUCGGCAAACUCAAAUCGAAUGCGGCACGCAUUUUGUCCAUAUUCAGUGAUCGUGAGGUCUGCGAUCCAGUGCUCGGUGUACUGGAGCAUGUGCAGCCUGUCUACAAGCAGAAGGAUGUUCUCUUGUCCUCGCAACGACGCGCCCAGGCAGACAAGUUCUAUCUGAUGAGUUGCAGCUCCAAAAUACCAGACGAGCGCAAGGAACUGCUGCAGCAGGCGUUGGGUCACGCCAAUUUGGCAGUGAUGCGAGCGCCGGGUCCACAAGUGGAUACGGCCAUUGAUAAUGGUCUUUCGUUGGCGAUGGCUUAUCGCACGCGUGCCACGAUCCUUAUUACCAUGGGGGAGGGCGAGGCGGCCUUAAGUGACCUCAAGCUGGCCACGAACUUCGGGCUGGAGACCAAGGAGAGCGUGGACUACUAUUGCAAGAUGGCCAAGGCUUAUGCAGUAAUGGGCGAGAAGGCGCGUGCUGAGAUCUCUUUGAAAAUUGCUGAGAAGCUGGCGGGCGCAGACUCUGCAUUGAUUGCUGCCUGCCGGAAGGAGGUGGCUGCUGCGCAGCACGCUAAGCCUGAGCGUGCACCGCACAAGGAAGCCGUGGUCCCAGCUUUAACUCAUGGUGAGAAUCCAGCGCUUAGUGGCGCUGCCAAUGUGGUCAAGCUGGUGGAUACAAAGGAGAAGGGUCGCUUUGUGGUGGCUAAUGAAGGCAUCAAGACUGGCGAUGUGGUGCUCUGUGAGAAUCCCGUUGCUGCCUGUCUGCUGCCCAGUUUCUUUGGCACCAAUUGCCAUCAUUGCUUCAAAAGGCUACGCACUCCGGUUGCCUGUCUGCACUGCUCCGGCAUCGCCUUCUGCUCCGCGCAGUGCAUGGGUGAGGCCUGCGAGAGUUAUCAUCGUUUCGAGUGCCAGUUUAUGGACUUGUUCAUUGGCUCCGGUAUGUCCAUACUCUGCUUCAUUGCAUUGCGCGUCUUCACGCAGGCGUCGAGCUUGGAUGAUGGUCUAACCACGGCUAAUCUUCUGUUUGAGCACUUGUGCUCGCAUCAGGAUGAACGGCAGGCCGAUGAUCAUUUGCAGCGUUCACUCAUGGCGGGCUUCCUUAUGCGUGUGCUGCAGAAGGCUCAGUACUUUGGACGUCGCAAAACCGAGGGCGUCAAUCCCACGGCAGUGGAACUGCAGGUGGCCACCGCCUUGUUGGGCUUGCUCCAGGUGCUGCAGUACAAUGCCCACGAGAUCUAUCAUACAAUGGUGACGGACGAGCAUUGCUUCGAGGGCUGCCGCGUGAUCUAUUUGGGUGCUGGAUUAUAUGGAACUGGCUCCUACUUCAAUCACGAGUGCUGUCCCAGCGUAGCUGGUUAUUAUGUUGGUAAGAAGUUGGUGCUGGCGGCGACGAAGCCGCAUCGUCCCAACGAAACUGUUGCGGUCAACUAUGGACCCAUCUUUACCAAGAUGAAUCUGAAAGAGCGACAGCGUUCCUUGCGUGGUCGCUAUGCGUUUAGUUGCAACUGCAUGACGUGCCAGGAAAAUUGGCCUCUGCUCCAGAAGAUCGACAAGCAGGUGCGAUUCUGGUGCACUUCUGCCAAUUGCGUGAAUCUUCUACGUUUCCCCAAGGAUCUGGCUAAGGAUGUGCGCUGUCCACGUUGUCGCAAGAAUAUCUCAUUGAAGGAGAGCGUGGUGAGGCUCAUUAAAGUGGAAGAACAAUAUCGCGAGGCUGCCGAAGCGAUGCAGGCGCAAAAAACCAACGAGGCAAUUGAUCUCUUCAAGGAGGCAAUUGAUGCAUUUUUCCAGAUUGCUGCUCUACCGCACAAGGAUACUCUCAUUGCGCAGCAAUCGCUGCUCAAGUGCUUGGCCGACACGGGCUCCACAUUUAAAAAGUAAUACUUGGAUUUUAUAAAAAAAAAUUAACAAUCAUUUUAAAAAUUAAAUUUUGUUUUUGCAAAAAA